AUGUCAGCUGCUAACUGGACUCUGCUCCACCCCUCCACCUUCAUCCUUCUUGGGAUCCCGGGACUGCAAGCCUUCCAUGUCUGGAUUUCCAUCCCCUUCUGCUCCAUCUACAUCCUCUCCCUUCUGGGGAACUGCCUCCUCUUGGCAGUCAUCAAGAAGGAGCCCAGCCUCCAUGAGCCCAUGUACUUGUUCCUCUGCAUGCUGGCAGUGGCAGAUCUUGUGGUCUCGACUACCACCUUACCGAAAAUCCUGGCUAUAUUCUGGCUUCAGGACAGAGGCAUCCACACCAGUGCCUGCCUGGCCCAGGUGUUCCUGAUCCAUUCCUUCUCCACCAUGGAGUCGGGCUUCUUCGCUGCCAUGGCCUUCGACCGUUACGUGGCAAUAUGCAACCCGCUGAGACACUCCGCCAUCUUGACCAAAACCGUUGUGAUCAAGAUUGGGCUGGCUGUUUUGAUUCGGGGGGCUGUGCUCCUGCUGCCCCACCCUUUCCUGCUGAAGUGGCUCCCGUACUGCAGGGGAAAUGUCAUCUCCCACACCUACUGUGAGUUCAUGGCGCUGGUGAAACUGACCUGUGCAGAUACCCGUGCCCCCAGAGCAUGCAGCUUGACUGUUGCCUUCCUGACUGGGGGCUGGAUUUCACCUUCAUCAUCCUGUCCUACACCCUGA
Messenger RNA from Podarcis lilfordi (Lilford's wall lizard), 666 nucleotides. The record is from the annotation of a GenBank genome assembly. Lineage: Eukaryota; Metazoa; Chordata; Lepidosauria; Squamata; Lacertidae.